GCGGCUCACGUAUAGGUGACCGCGCCCUCUGCGCGCCUCGCAGCCGCACGGCGGGCGGGGAGCAGCGCUUGCGGCGGCGGCGGAGGAGCGGCUGCCACGGCUGAUGUGAUCCUAUGAAUUCCAAAAUGAAGCAGAACGCAGGAAAAUCAUCCGGGUCGUUGCAGAAGUACCUCACAGGCACCACAAGCAGUGCUGCCCCAAGACAGACUCUUAAAAUGAUUCAGCCAUCAGCAACAGGUUGCCUGGUUGGCAGACGUAAUGAGAAGAAAUCUUCAAUCAAAAGGAACCUCUUUAAUAAGUUCACCUCAAAGCCUUGUAAAGCUGAGGGAUCUGUGGACAAGCAGCAAGAAAAUGAGAAUACGAAUGAUGCCGUUCAAGCUGUAGAUCUCAUGAUAAAAGGAAGUCCUUCAUCUCAGUAUUGGAAAGAAGUGGCUGAAGAAAGGAGAAAGGCUUUGUAUGAAGUACUUCAAGAAAACGAAAAGUUGCACAAAGAAAUCGAGCAGAAAGAUGGUGAAAUUGCCCGCCUAAAAGAAGAAAAUGAAGAGCUGAUGUCUAUUGCUGAACAUGUGCACUAUAUGACCAGCAUGAUUGAGAGGCUAACCAGGCAAGCGCCUGAGAAUCUUGAGACACUGGAGAGUUUAGCUGUAGAGGAAUCCAAAGAAGGAAAUGAAGUGCUCAGCUGUGGAGAUGAUGCAGACAGCACUUCUGAAGAAAGACCAUCACAAGUAUCGUGUGGCUUAAGGGAGAGUAUAUCAGAUCUUGCUUCAAAGGAGGCAAAUCUGCAGUUGGAAUGACAGCCUGUAAGUAGGCUUCUGUAUGUGGCUUUUAAUUGCAGGCAUCCUCUUUAAAGGAUAUACUUCUCAGGUACAGGAACUCUUGGCAAAGCAUUACGGAUGUUGGGUUUUAACUGGAAUGAUGUAGCAGUGAAAAUGUCUGGAUACUGCAUGGAAAACUUACUACAGGCUGCACAUAGUUGCUUGUGUAAAAUGCAAAUACUGUGAAUUUCAGCAUGUUGUGUAUGUAUUUUUAUUGGUUGCUCUCAUGUGAUUCAUGAAAAUUGAUAAAUAAACCCCUGCCUUCUCAAAGCAACCUCUGAACUGAGUGAGGAGUAGCUGGUUCUAGGCUUUUAAGUCAAUUGUGACUACUGUGGAUGGGAGUUUUCCAUUUUUUCUAGGGAGUGCCUGAGUAUUUAACUCCUUAGAUGUGCAGAGUUCUGGAGAACAGGAUGAGUUUCAUGGAUGGGGAAAGUAAGAGUUAAAAAUGGAACUGUGCUGUUGGCGAGGCUUCAGUGGGUCAGAAAUGAUGGACAGUAAGAGUUAAAAUCUAAAGCUGAGUUAGAUUUAUGCUUUUUUGCCCUUGUCUUAAAGGAGCUUUUUCCAAGACACUUGAGAACUUAAGUACAAAGUAUUUUACUCUGAGAAGUAUAUUUACUGGCCUGCAGAGAAGGGAUAAGUUGUUCCUAAUAGCAGAUGAACUGAAAAUUGGAGACAAAGCAACCUGCACUUCAGAGCUGUUCUGAAAGGAAACUUGAUUUCUGUUUUCAGAGUACUCUUUAGUGUUUACCAAGAGAUGAGGCACCUUAUUACCAAAACAAUGAUAUUCUGAGGGGUGGACAAGAUUAAAAGUGCUCUUAAACUUUCAGCACCUUAGCAGGCUUACAUAAUAGGAGAGGUACGGUGGGAAAUGCUUGCUGUUGAAAGCAGCAAGGUAGAAGGUGGGUAGAGUUUGAGCACAGGUUUUCCAGUCCUGGAUGAGCUCAGCAGUUGUUCUGUAAGCAACAAGAUCUUCCAAAGGCAGGCUUUAAAAACCAGUAGCCAUUACAGUAUCUUGUGAAGAGGUUAAAGCUGCAUGGCUUUCAGGAGGCAGAGCCAGUCAGGGAUUUCUAGUUGAUGGUUCUAUCACAUGUUGCCAAAAUGAGUGCUCCAGGGUAUGUCUUCACACCUGCAGAGCUAUCAGAUUGGCAUCUUCAGACUCCUUCCAUAUUUUCCAUUCUUCCUGCAAGUGUCAGCAAGUUGGUUUCACAACUGAUUCUGGCUGCUCUUCUGUGACAGAGCCAUUGUAAGAAGUCAUUCCUUCUGACUUCUACUCACCUUGAAUCUGGUAACUGCAGGUUGAGACAUUGCAUUUUCCUUGGUACUUUAUAAACAAAAGAUGACACCUUCCCAUUAUGCUCUAGAGGGUGGGUAGACCUAAUCCUUUCCAUCACAGUGCAGAAUGGUGACAAAGGUGUGUCCUUGAACUUGGCACUGAUGCUGCUUAAGGACAAAUACCAACAGCUGGGUGCUGAGUAACUGCUUUGUAGAGUAGCCUUGGUUUUCUGUUUGAAAGAAAUAGAAAAUACUGUCAAGUGGCUAAAACCUAUCUCACAUUCUAAGCAAUUCUCAUACCAAAGUAGUUCUUCAACAGUAGUAGGAAAUGCAUAGAAUCAGACUUUUAAUAAUCAUGCAGUACAAUUUAGUUUAAGCUCUUCAUGGUUAACAGUCAUGAGUUUUUGAGAGGUGACUUUAAACAUCAGGAAUGUUUUGCUUUUGCAGAGGCUGUAGAAGUGAAGGAAGCACACUCAUGUAACUAGCUGGCUAGGCAGACCAGCCCAACUGAGACAGCAAGUGCAACUUCACUGUUUUCUCUUGCUGUGUGUGGACUGCUGUUAAGUCUUGGAGUUAGAACAAGCAACUGUCAGUAGCAAGUCCAGAACUGGCAUGCAUUUGUCUGCAUCAGGCUCUUCCUUAUUUUCACCAAGAAUGCUUACUAGAUUUAAGGUUUAGGCUUUUUCUUGAAUUAUUCAAAUAACAAAGACAAGAUUCUCUCGUAGGUGACUGCAUCCUUCUGCUGAAUUGUGUUGUCUACAAAAUAAAUCAUGCAGGUUACUUAUGUGGGCUGGGGAAAAUGUAACAGCAGCUGGCCCACCUCUAAUAGAACAUUUUACAUCAGAAAGCUAUGCCACUUAGUUGUGUGUACACCUGGCACCUAAAGUCUUCAAAUCAAGGCUACUAUGGUGAUGUUAACCUCAAUUCAUGGACAGAGAGAAUAGUUUGGUGUAUUAACUUGGAAAAGCAACAUGCUGCAGGAGAAGGUGGUAUGAGACCUGGUUGUGGCAUCUGAGCCAUAUCCAAUAUCUAUCUCUGUUCAUGGCUGUACUGGACCUUGAUCAGUCUCCCUACACUGUUAUACUAAUGUAUGAAAGUGUUGUUGAAAGUUUUAUGUUGCCUUUAAAAGUGUUCUUAAAGGGUCAAGUUUCAUUUAUUGUCCUGAAAAACCCUGAAUUCUUUUUUUUUUUAAGCUUUCUUAAACUUGAAAUUGUUAUAGUAAGUCUGGGAGGUUUCCCUGCAUGUGAGAGAGGUUUCUCAAAUGUGUAGAAAUGGUACAGGUCUGUGUAACCACUUCUCUUACAACUAUCUGACCUUUUAUCAAGAAACCCCUGUGUACCACUGAAACAGCUAUGUACCUGCUGAAAGUCAACAUCCUAAGAGAUUAUACAGCCACACUGCAGAGAAUAUUUGGUCUAGCAGAAUAAAAUUACCAGUUCUUAAACCUAA
This is a messenger RNA of Pogoniulus pusillus (Red-fronted tinkerbird), 3536 nucleotides long. RefSeq names its product geminin DNA replication inhibitor (gene GMNN). Gene Ontology annotation, biological process: negative regulation of DNA replication; negative regulation of cell cycle. Bases 114 to 794 code for a protein of 226 amino acids. The transcript is spliced from 7 exons. The record is from RefSeq and is a predicted model, not a curated record. Lineage: Eukaryota; Metazoa; Chordata; Aves; Piciformes; Lybiidae. Gene Ontology annotation, cellular component: nucleus.